GUUCGCUUGUGUUCCAGCGCAGGGGAGAGUGCGAAGAGUCGCAAUCUUGCUUCAGAGAAAGUCAAGGCACUCGGGCACCCUGGCCUGUCCGACACCUUUUGGACAUUUGCAAAGACUGUCCAGCUGCGCAAGGUCGAAAAAGUCCAGGAUGGUGAGGAACAGAACUUGAGGUACAACAACACCUUGUACAACAAGGCCUUACACCAGGCUGCCACAGCAGCUGUUGCAGUGCUGCGGGGUCCAUCCGGUCCCGUGGAGAAGGCUGCCCGGAGAUUGGAGCUGGAAUUUGGGCGGGGCAUCUUGAGCAGUCAGUACUCGAAGUUGAGCAAGCUGUUAUCGCUGACCAACAAGCUCGCAUCUGCUACCAGAAACGCUGUAGACCUGACGGCCUGGAUGAUCGACUCCUUGACGCUGGCCCUGCGCAUGAACAUGGUCACGCCAGCUAAAUGCACCGAGAAGUUUCUGGAUCGAGACCGGAAGACAGGCGAUGCUGGCUUUUGGUUGUCGCGCAUGCUGGUGGUGCAGGUCUUCGAUUAUGCAGCAAAGCUGGCGAACAAGUUGCCUGAGCCGGACAAGGUUAAGCUGACAGGGAUUUUGGCUGAACUCCGUUGCCCUUCCACAUGUUGGGAGAAAUAUCUCUGCCAUGCUGAUGCUGAUCAAGGGGCUGCUGGAGAGGACGACAUGGACGGCGAGGACCCAGAGGACGUGGAGCGCCCUGUUCCGCAGUCCAAGAUUGGAGCUGUUAAAGAGGGUUUCAACAAAGCCAUUGGCAUGCUUUUGGAUUUGCUGCUGGAGCUGAUGUCGGGGAAGUACUACAAGGAUUGCUGCAUGCUGGCUUCGAGUGAAGAUGGCCUUGCAAAGGCAUUGACAGCUGCACAGCUUGGAAGCUCGGAUGACACGGAGCACGAGGAGCCAUGUGCGCUUAUCACUCAGAUGAAGAUCAUUGUCGACAAGUUCGACAACAGCACGAAGUCCGUUGGUGCCACAUCUGCGGCUCCUGCUCCGAGUUUGCUCCAAAGCCUGGCCAAGGCUUCUGAAGCUGACACACCCGAGGAAUGUGUCGAGCGUGAGCGGCAGUGGAAGGCGGUGCAAACGGAACGCCGCAAGUUCGUGUCGUUCUCGGUACCGAACAAGAUCUCGAAGGACUGCCUAGUCAAUGCGUUCAGAGGUUGCGGCAAGGUCUUCACGCACAAGGGCACCUUAAACUCUUCGCACCGCCUGAUCGUUGCCAGUGCGGAUCUCUUGGCAGAGGCUGGUACCGACCCGUGGCUCAAGGGCACUCCGCCAAGCGAGGAAUGGAAAGAGAUCUGUGCCUUUGCCAAAGACAUUUCUGGGCCCGAGGAUUUCGUCGUACUCUUCGACGGCAGAAUGCGGGAAAUUCGCCGCGUGUCCGAGCUCAAAGGCUGCACCUGGUUCUUUAAGGAAGACCUCCUGCUGAACCAGCAGCACACCGAGGAGUGCACCAUCGUGUACUCAGGUGGGUGCCCGCCGAGAACUGGUCGCACUCGCCGCGUUCCGCUGGCUGCAAAGAAGGUGGAGACAGGAGCGGUUAAGUUCCCGGUCGCACGCACCAAGAUUCAGACGACGAAGAAAGGCUCCUUCACAGUCUGCGGCGAGGCUUCUACGUACCAAGGCACUUACUCAGGCGUGGAGUACCGUGCGGUUUCUGAAAUGCCCCUCGUGUCUGCAGACACCAAGAAGAAGAUCAUUGCUCCGGCAACAACCGGCGACCUCCCGACACCGCCAGAGGACUGGCAGGAUCGCCACGGCUCCGACGUACCCUUGUUCUGGAACGAGUCGAAGCCGAUAGCAUAUUGGAAUGCCAUCAUUGAGGAGUUUUGCGCGGAGGCAGUGUUUGACCUCACGGCUGGCACCGGUGCUCUGAUGGAGGCGGUUGCUGAUCGCGCAGCUUGCGGAAUGAUGGCUUUGGAGGGAUCCACUCUUUACUCGGACGAGAAUGCCAAGGCGGUGAAGAAGCAUUUCCCGCACGUUCUGGAGAGCUUGUCCAACCAAGACGACCAGGACGAGGCACCUGCUGAGCCAGAUAGUUCCCUGCUUGGGUUCGACAUGGGCUGCCGAUGGAGGCCUACCAGACGCCUCUGGGGCAAAACCAGUCUCAAGACGGCUUCUCGUCGGAUGCCCCGGGGGUGCCAGCAUGGUGGCAGCAAAUCGCAGAGCUUGCGGAAGCAGGCUGUGAAAGACGGCUUGGUCCCCAAGGCUCGAAGGGCCUUCGUCAUCUGGUUCCAGGAAAACUCCGAAGUCAAGAAAGGCGCUCCCAAGCACGAGUUUCUCAAUGAGAUGAAGCAUCUUGGCGCAGUCUGGCAGGGCAUGACCGACAAGCAGAAGGCACCAUUCAUGGCGAGGAGCAAAGAUGAGUUCAUGGCUCAGCGAAGUGCACUGGCCGUUCUUGGCAUCAGGAUGCGGGGCUCCACGACCAGUGCGGGCGGCCCCGACGAGGCGAAGGACCCCCCUGCCGCUGACGAAUCUGGCGGUCGCGUUGGCCCAUUUGAGCUUAAUGGUGCAAGGGCUCCAAUUGGAGGCGGAGCCUAUGGCAGUGUCUACAGUUGCCAGCAUCCGCAAAGCGGCCUUAACGUGGCGGUGAAGGUUUAUCGUGGCUCCGAUGGCCCCGCGGAUUGCAGGCACGAAGUGGAGCAGAUGAAGCUUCUAAUGAAGGCCGUUCCGCAGCAGAAGAUGAUGUGGUUCCCGCUUCUUGUCAGCUCGGGUGUCACGGGCAGACCUUGGCCAUGGAUGGCUACUAGCCUAUGUGGGCCCAGCCUGGCAACCGCACUUCGAAAUCCUGCGGCGCAUGGCAAGCCGAGGACGUGGUCUGUGGCAGCUCAGCUGAGAAGUGCACUGCAGACCUUGCAUGACGCAGGCAUCCUACACUUGGAUGUGAAACCUGGCAAUGUUCUUUGGUGCCCUUGCACAGAUCAGGUGCAGGUGUGCGACUUCGGCAUGAGUGAGAACAUGGCACGGCUCCAGAAGGCUUCUCAGGCUCCCAGGUUCCUGCAGUAUGUCACGGCUGCCUAUCGACCUCCGGAGCUGUGGCCCGCUCGUGUGAAUGGCGAUGGAGACUGCGGUGUCAGAAAGCAGCUGCUGACUGCAGCUGUGGAUAUGUGGGCCUAUGCUUGCGUGGUGUUUGAGGUGGAGACCGGGAAUCCCUUCAUGCCCAAGGGGGAGGCCGGACUGAGAGCGUGGUGCAAGCAGUGGCCCGAGCUGUGGAAAACACGCAGCGACUUAGCCAAUUGCCCCGCUGCAAGUCACACGUGCUGCACAAAGGUGCUUCGAGCCGGUAAAUGGGGGCUGUUUGUGUUGGUCGGCUGUGCUCCAGACCCCGGAAAGCGGCGGUGGCCGGAGCUCUGUCUGAAUCAGAAAUGA
This is a messenger RNA of Symbiodinium sp. CCMP2592, 3378 nucleotides long. The record is from the annotation of a GenBank genome assembly. NCBI's taxonomy places the organism in Eukaryota, Dinophyceae, Suessiales, Symbiodiniaceae.